AUGAGCACCGGUCGAUCUGUUCGCAACGCAGCUAACAAUUUUUUGAGCACGUUUUCCUCGGCGGCUUCUCAUUAUGGCACAAUUUUCUCCUCAGCUGACAUGGCCCGCUCUUUGGAAGAAAGCGGAUUGAACGAACUUGCACAUUUGGAUAAACGAUCAGCUCACAACGCUUUAGAACGUCAACGACGUGAAAAUCUCAACACAAAGUUUCAACAACUUGCACAUGCCUUACCAUCCUUGCAAUCCGUUCGACGACCCAGUAAAACGGUCAUUGUAGCCAAGUCUCUUGAAUUUGUUUCCAACUCGAUCAGUCGUGAGAGCUUGUUCCAAAAACGCAUCGAGAAUUUGAGACGCGAAAACGAACGUUUGCGUGAUCAAGCCCAACAACGUGCAAAGAUGAAGCAGCUAGGCGUCACACCAUCCUCUUCAAAGUCGUCAUCUUGUUCAUCAUCGAUUGCUGAACAACCCAUGUACCUUUCACCAGAACAACUAAUGUUGCAUCAUCCAUCAACAUCACCAUCGCCAUCAUCCAACACGGUUGCCAUGGAUACCGUUGUCUCGACAACGACAUCAUCAUCACCAGCAACCACAACCACAACCACCAACGCAUGUACCAUCGAGAUGACUUCAUCAUCAUCAACUACUAUGCCUAUGGGCCAUGCUUGUGCUGAUACGACGACAACACAGGGUCCACUUGCUACACCUGUAUCCCCAAUGAUGGCAAGAAAAAUGUCUACGGCUGAAUCAGUUGCUUCCACCACCGCCACCCACAACAAGCAAACAACAACGCAGCAACAGCAGCAGCAUCAGCAUCAGCCGAGUAUGGAAAAGGAAAUACAGCAACAACAGCAGCAACCAACCACACAAAGCAGCGAUAAUAAGAUGAUGGAUGUUGUUGUUUCCAGUGCUCUGGAUGCACAACAACAUCAUCAUCAACAACAGGGUCUUUCGGCAACAGCCGAGCCACCUCAGCAACCUGCAGCACAACCCAAUGUUUACGACAUGGCAUUUACUACAAUGCCCCAGCAUCUGACAUCCACCCCACAAAGCACAGUGUCGCUAAUGGAUCAACAUCUCGAUUUGCCUGCUUCCAUGGUGGAUGUCAAUGGAUAUUACUUGCCUCCAAGAACGAUGGUUGUGGCUCCUCCUCCUCCAUCAGGCAUGCAACAACAACAUAUGAUUCCUCCAUUUGCAGCAACAACAACCGGUUCACCUAAUACGAUGAUGCCGUUCCCUAUGAUGGAUAUGUCAUUCCCUGGUGGUGCAAUACCUCAUCCAUCCUCCGCAACUAAUGGAACGAUAACAACAACGACGACCCCUCCUCAAGUUUCUUACAUGCCUGAUGCCGCCGCUACCUUUCAAUUCCAUGCCGCUGCUGCCUUGGCGUAUCCACCACCUGCUUACAAUGCACAACCUGAACAACCUACAGCAAAUAUUCACAACUACAAUCAGUUACAUUGGUAA
This is a messenger RNA of Lichtheimia ornata, 1464 nucleotides long. RefSeq lists its product as uncharacterized. Gene Ontology annotation, molecular function: DNA-binding transcription factor activity; protein dimerization activity. Gene Ontology annotation, biological process: positive regulation of transcription by RNA polymerase II. The coding region runs from base 1 to 1464 and encodes 487 amino acids. The record is from RefSeq and is a predicted model, not a curated record. Lineage: Eukaryota; Fungi; Mucoromycota; Mucoromycetes; Mucorales; Lichtheimiaceae. Gene Ontology annotation, cellular component: RNA polymerase II transcription regulator complex. The transcript is spliced from 5 exons.